Messenger RNA from Musa acuminata AAA Group (dessert banana), 1078 nucleotides. RefSeq names its product tropinone reductase homolog At5g06060-like. The transcript is spliced from 5 exons. Gene Ontology annotation, molecular function: oxidoreductase activity. The record is from RefSeq and is a predicted model, not a curated record. The coding region runs from base 1 to 906 and encodes 301 amino acids. NCBI's taxonomy places the organism in Eukaryota, Viridiplantae, Streptophyta, Magnoliopsida, Zingiberales, Musaceae.
AUGAGUCACGUGAACAUGGCUUGGCUUGAUCUCUUCAGACACGGUUCUCGGUCAAGGAAUUCACGGCUGAGGUUGUCGACCGAAAGGGAGAAGAAGGCCAUGGAGGCCGGGAAUGGUUGCAGGCCUAACAUCACAGACGACAGGUGGUCUCUUCGCGGAACAACAGCUUUGGUCACCGGAGGCAGCAAAGGAAUCGGGCGUGCCAUAGUAGAAGAACUGGCUAGAUUUGGAGCAGCGAUCCAUACCUGCUGUCGGAGCGAACAAGAGCUCAACAAGUGUUUGCAGCGAUGGGAGGCCAUGAACUUCACCGUCACGGGGUCCGUCUGCGAUGUCUCGUCGCCGGUGGAGAGAGAGAAUCUAAUGGACAAAGCUCGAUCCAUCUUCGACGGAAAGCUCAACAUUCUGAUCAAUAAUGCAGCGAUAGGCUACAUAAAUCCAGCGAUAAAGGUCACACUCGAGGAGUACAAACAUGUCAUGAGUACCAACUUGGACUCUGCUUUCCAUUUGAGUCAGCUCGCUCAUCCUCUUCUCAAGGCAUCAGCGAGAGGCAGCAUCGUGUUCAUCUCCUCCGUCGCAGGCUUCCUCGGCAUAAAUACGGCGUCCGUCUAUGGAGCAACCAAAGGAGCAAUGAACCAACUCACCAGAAGCCUCGCGUGUGAGUGGGCGAAGGACAACAUCCGGACCAAUUGCGUCGCUCCUGGUGUCAUCAGGACACCGCUUGUUCGGCCGUUGCUGGAUAACAAAGAGUUCGUAGCGAAGGAGACACGUCGGGUGCCUCUGCGGCGUUUCGGAGAGCCAAAGGAGGUGGCGGCUGUGGUGGCUUUCCUUUGCCUCCCCGCUUCUUGCUAUGUCAAUGGUCAAGUGAUUUGUAUCGAUGGAGGGAAGACGAUCAACGGCAACCUGUGAGUUCCAUCUAUCAUCGAUGAUGACAAGUUUAUUACAUCUGAUAUGGGUUACGUACGGUUUGGGUUUCGUAUGACGGGUGUUAUUUAAUACUAAGAUGUGCUUAUCAUGCCUGUAUGAUGACUCCAUCGAUGUUGAUGACUUUAAUAUAUGUGCAUAGUGUGAUGAUGAUUUA